Salvia splendens (bonfire salvia) is the source of this 915-nucleotide messenger RNA. RefSeq names its product cell number regulator 8. The record is from RefSeq and is a predicted model, not a curated record. The transcript is spliced from 3 exons. NCBI's taxonomy places the organism in Eukaryota, Viridiplantae, Streptophyta, Magnoliopsida, Lamiales, Lamiaceae. The coding region runs from base 88 to 756 and encodes 222 amino acids.
AUAAUAAUAUUAAAUUACUACAAAAGUUGUUCGUUGGGAGCUCAUUCACAGACCACUUGUAAAGGAGUACUAACAAUUUUAGUGCAAAUGGCGAUUUCUGAUGAAUCCCACCCUCUUUUACCGAAUCAAGAAGAAAUUGAGACGGCAAAUAAGAAGAAAUCCGGCGUCCCCGUCGGCAAGAUUGUGGCGGCGAUCCCGGUGGGAUGGACGGCAGACGGUCUACCCGUGUCUGAACCCAUGAUGGAGAGGACCCACUGGGAUUCAGGUCUCUUCUCUUGUCUUGGGAGGAACGACCAAUUCUGCAGUAGCGAUCUUGAAGUUUGUUUAUUGGGUAGUUUGGCUCCUUGUGUGCUCUACGGGAGCAAUAUAGAACGGCUUGGAUCGUCUCCCGGUACAUUUGCUAAUCACUGCUUGCCUUAUACUGGCCUGUAUCUGAUGGGGAACACCUUUUUCGGUUGGAACUGUCUUGCCCCUUGGUUCUCCUAUCCCAUCCGUACAGCCAUUCGCCGCAAGUUUAAUCUAGAGGGAAGCAUUGCAAGAUCAUGUGGGUGUUGUGGAAGCUUAGUAGAGGAUGAAGUUCAACGUGAGAAAUGUGAGACGGCCUGCGACUUUGCUACUCAUGUCUUCUGCCAUGCGUGUGCUCUUUGCCAGGAGGGGCGUGAGAUCCGUCGUAGGCUUCCACAUCCUGGCUUCAAUGCCCAACCCGUCCUAGUCAUGAUUCCCCCCGGGGAACAGACCAUGGGCCGUCAAGCAUAAAUGCCUUUCUGUUUCAUGUCAUUCAUAGAAACCGUCUGCUUUUAUACAAUUGUGAUGUGAAGUAUGGUUGUUUGAGCCACUUGUUCUGUGUAUUGGGUGGAUGUGCAUUUUGUUGAAAUAUAGUACAUAUAAAUAAUAAAACAAACAUACUUUCUGGUA